Molecule: messenger RNA, 7779 nt
Organism: Phytophthora sojae
Lineage: Eukaryota; Oomycota; Peronosporomycetes; Peronosporales; Peronosporaceae
Exons: 6
Coding region: 1-7779 (2592 amino acids)
Biological process (GO): protein phosphorylation
Cellular component (GO): cilium
Molecular function (GO): ATP binding; protein binding; protein kinase activity
Source: RefSeq, a predicted model, not a curated record
AUGCAGGGCAAGUGGCUCGUGCAGUCGGACGACUAUGGCAACCUCUACUUCUACAACACGAUCACGGGCGAGUCGGUGUGGGAAUUGCCCGAGGAGGAGGAAAAUGAGGACCAACAAGAUAAAGCAGUUGAAGUUGAAAGACCCCAAGCGCACUACAGUGUCUACGCUAUCGCCGUUGGAGUUGCUGAUACCAUGGUCAAUAUUGUGGAGACCAUUGAGAACAGCGCUGAAAAGCUCAAAAACUCCAAAAUCCGACGCAAAUUCGUAUCGCCAGCAGCCGAGAAGAGGUUUCUCAAGAAUAAAGAGAACGAGGAGAAGAAGAAGAGGCAUCUCCGCGACCGCACAAUCACAGCUUAUAUUAGCGUUUUAGUCCCGAAAAUUGAGCCUGGAGGAGCUGGAGAAGGCGGCGAGAAGCGACGACAAGUGCGUACUUUAUUCACGGCGGAGGAGUCGAGAAGAUGGCAGCGCGAGCGUGAACUGGAGCGAGAAGCCAAGCGACGUGCAACACGACGAGCUAGAAGACAGCACCAAGCAAAGGUCGAAGCGCUGCACAAGCAUCAGCAAAUGUUGAUCAACUUUCGGUCGGACCUGAUGAAGUAUCUGCUGGGCAAAAUUCUGUGCAGCACCGAGCUGCAGAGACAACGCAUCCUGCUGCUCACGACGCCACAAAUGCUCGCAGAAAUGAUGGAGCGGAAGAAAGAACUGCAAAUGAAGAUGGAGCCUGAGGUUGCUGAGAAGAUGGCUGAGGAGGAGAGACUGGUCAAGCAAAAGUACGAGAAGAACCUUCUGAAAGUGUUUACUACAAUCGAUGAGGCUGGGGCGGGCAAGCUACAUUUGCUUCAAAUUUUGUUUGGAGUCUUCUCGAAAGAGAAGCCUCAGAAGUACGCAGCCAAAGUGCGAGGACUCGCUGAGUUACUCAACUCUACAGAGUUGCAGCGAUUCCUAAUUGAUUUUGUAUCGCAGUCGGCCAGAAAGGAUGUUGGAGAGCCUCGAUUGGUUACCGCAGCCGAAUUUCGCGAGUUUGUAGCCAUAUUCGAAGAAGUGCUGGAUCACUACUCAGGCGUGAAAGCCGCUGUGGACGACGCUGAAAACGAUAUCGAAGCCACGUUGGCUGCAGCUGCGGACUCUUCGUCUGGAGGAGCAAGUCUUGCGCGUGCACGGAUGGGGGCGAUGUCAGCGAAGAAGAUCCAGCACGAGCUCGCUGCGUUGAAAGAGCAUGAACAGCAGCUUCAAAAGAUCCGAGAGCGGGAGAAGUGGCAGGGUUAUGGCCCCAAAGGAGACAGUCUCGUGGAGUUUAAAGAGGAAUGGGAGAAGAACCACCACCAUCGAUUCAUUCGCUUGGACGAGAGUCUGCCUGUGUUUUGCUGUCUCUGUCGAAGAAGAAAGUGGGAGCUAUGGAGACGAGAACAAGAAGAAAUCGAAAGCGAGUUUCGCAGUCACUGGCCAACGAUGCACGCGUUACGAGUCAAAGAUGAAGAGCUGCGCUUUGUCCAAGAGAGAGACCGAAAGAACGGCAUACCAGUUGAAGAAACAGAGCCAAAGCAAGAGCUGGAUAUACCAACUAACGAGGUCCAACCGGAAAAAUACGAGUUGACUGCGAAUAAACCUCAACGAAGAGUUCACAAGAAGCACGCUCCGAGGUCACCCGGGAAACGAGCCAAGGCACCUCCGACGAAUGAGGUGGUGGAGCGCGUCAAGGUGUUUGAAGCUGAAGAGAACGAGCGCAAGUUGAUGUACACGGAAGAGAUCAACAUGCUGAUCAUGCUCGAGCGCAAUCGACGCAGCGUUGAGCGACCGCUUCUACGUAUUCAAGACGGCGCACACGACGCUUUCGUGCGUUUGAUGGAGCAUUGCGUGAAUCCAUCAGGUUUUCUCUCGCGUCUGGAGUUCGAACGGUGUUUAGCGUUCUUCCCGCCCCAAAGAAUGGUUCUAGCCAUGACUGACAAGGCUGUGGUGUCAUUUGAGACAUCAAAUCGUCUCGUCCUUCAGACUAUUCUCUGCCGAAGCGAGUCAAUGGGGGACUACAUCUUCGAGCAAGUCACAAACAUGCAGAAAUCAUUGCGAAGUCCCUUCGUAGCGAAGGUUUCUUCCGCGCACAAGCACAUGUUCCAGCUGUUCUCCGAGCUGGGGCUGCUUGUCGAGUGCUGGCCCGUUGUGUUUGUCGUCUCCGAGUAUUUCACCGAAGGUAGCUGGCUCAACUACUACCGCACCAACUUCAUCGAUGUACCAAAAGAAGCCGUAAAAUACGCCGCCGUAGAGCACCACCUCCGAAAUGUGUUUCGCGAGGUAGCAUCGGGUCUAGCAGCCAUGCACAGCCUCGGUCUACUGCAUCUCAACAUCAAUUUGGGCAGCAUCUACGUCUCAAACGACACACAAGACGGCGGUGUCCACGUGAAGAUCAGCGGAUUAUUAUCCUGGAAGCACGACUACGACGCUGACAACCUCAAAGCUUCCGACAUGCACGACUGCUUCAACUACAGCUACGCGCCGCCCGAAGUGGUCAAGGAGCUGCCAAUCACUGCGAAGUCCGACGCGUGGAUGCUUGGGUGUGCACUCUGUGAGGCUCUCUUCAUGUGGCAACGUCAGCAGUUGAUGCUCUCAACGGCGAGCCAACCAGCACAAGCUGUUCAGCCCCUCAUCUUCCACUCUAAGAGUAUCGGGGAACUACUGCAGCAACUCCCUAUCGCCACGAGUGCGUCCAUGAGGUCCAUCAUCCGAAUGCUGCUGCAACCAAACCCAGCCCAAAGACCAAAUAUGGGUCAACCUCUGCGUCUUGUCAUGUCCAAGACGCCGGCGCAGAUGGCCACGCUCAAGGAGUUGUUCCUGGCGGCCCAGCAGGACGACUUCGACGCCGUGCGCGACUACCUCCAGGUCGUUCUACACGACGAGGCAGAGGCCAACACCGACAGCAGUAAGGCUAUUGAGUCCAUCGUCGAGGCCAAGACCAAAAACUCGCUGCUGCACUAUGCGUGCGACAACGGCAACCUGGAGGCGUGCAAGUACCUGCUCAUGUGCGAGGGCAUGGCCACCGCCUUCCUGAACGAGAUCAACGCGUUCGGCCACACGCCGCUGUUCUACGCCGCGAGUAGUGGCAAGCUUCCGCUGGUCAAGUGGCUCAUCUCGAACGGGGCCGACAUCGACACGGACUACAGCGACCGCAGCGACGUCGUCCCGCGGGACGGAGAUCUCGGCAUCUUCACGCCGCUGCAGAUCGCCUGCUACAGGGGCCACGAAGGGGUCGCCAACUUCCUCGUAGAGUGCAACGCCGAGCUGUCCGGGACACGAAGGAACGGCAAGACGCCGCUGCAUUUCGCCAGCGCGGAGAACCACCCGGCCAUCGUCAAGCUGCUGAUCGAAGCGGGGGCGGAUGUCCACGCGUGUGACGGAGAAGGGAAGACGCCGGUGGAUGUGGCGAAUAGCGCCGUGCUUUCGCUGCUGCUACCGGAAGAGUAUGGGGCGCAGAAUGAAGACGGGAGUGCGUUAGAGGGGGCGGCUGGAGAUAUUGGAGACGAUGACGACGAGUUUGAAGGAGAUGAGGAGACUAAAGGGGCGAUGGAGGGGGUGAAGGGCGCGUUUGGGGCGGAGAUCGCGCGGUCUUUUAGAAGCAAGACGUGGAAGACGCGCGUGGUUGCGAUCACGGACGCCAGUAUGUGCUUCCAGAACGUCUUCAAGGGGAAGAACCUCGUCAAGUUGUUCGACGGCGCGUGUGUGAUGAUGGAGAUGGCGCUGCAGGACGCGGUUACGCAGGUGGCGUCGAGCUGCUGUACGUCGCUGCUGAAGGUGGCGUUCAAUGCCGCCAUGAGCGAGAAAGACUUCCACACGAAGCAGUUCCACGAUGAACGGCCGGUCAUUGAUCGAAUUGCGAGCGCGCUGCUGGUACGCGGUGCUGGAUCCAACGAGAAAGACGCGAGUGAGGCAGUGACGUCGCUGCUGUUCUUGAUCUGCAAGAGCGUCGACAUCACGCGGUACCUGACGGCGCAGAUUUCGCAGAUGAUGGUCUCGUCCUCUUCAGCUCAGCCGGUGUUGUCUCCUAGCAAGGAAGGCAGCAGCGCUGGUCUGUCGGCAUUAAGCGCGAAUGUAUCGUGGCGACACCAACUUGUGGCGAUCAAAAUCCUCAACGCCAUCGCGAACCAGUACCGAAUGGACGAGAAAUCUAGCGGCUUGAGCUUCGCCAAUGCGAUGAAGAUCAAUAUGAAGGGAACACCUGAAGCAAUCUACGAACAUACUAAAAGCUGGUGCGAGUCUCUCUUCAAGCAGCAGAACCAGCACCUGAAGCCAUCGAUUCAAGCGAAAAUCAACACUGGACUCAAGAACGCCCUUCAGAAGAGCAAGCGCUUAUCCAUCCGAAGUGACGAGUCUUCGGAUCGAGGAGACGAUAACAGGAAUGGUGUUGGUGGCGCCAACGCCGCUGCGUUUGACGUGCCCACAGCUGCGUUAUCCCCUCGAAGUAAAGCCUCGCAACGAGAAGACGAUCUCCCCUACGCAGAACCCAUUCAAGGUCAGAACAAGGACAUCGCAGUCGAUAUGCUCGAAUGUUUCGGUGAGAAGGCGACAAGGUGCCUCUUCUCCAACGCCUGGGCGCCCCGCGUCGAGGCGCUGAGCUACGUGCAGUAUUUGGUGGAGACUCGCCAGCUCUCGUUCGCAGCUCAAAGUACCAACUCUUCUAUUUCCCAACGCACUCUGGUCAGUGCCAUGCAGACGACGCUCAUGCAGGCGCUCCAGGACCGCGUCAACUCUGUGUUUGAGGCUGGCGUCUCGCUGCUGAUGGAGGUCAGCAUCGCCUUCGACAGCGUCGUGGCCUCCCCUACCGAUGUGACGGUGAUGCACGACCUUGUCCGCCCACUCAUCCCUCGAUUGCUCGUUAAACUCGGCGACUCCAAGAACCGGCUGCACGUGACGACGGAGGACGCGCUAUUGCUGCUUUCAAGACAGGCCUCCUGUAUCGGCCCGGUGUUUUUACUCGAAGAAAUGAUCGCGUGCGACCGCAAUUCGUCGCCGCAAACGCUCUCCGCUACCUAUCUGACCAACAAGAUGGCUCUCGUGUCCAAGCUGAUGCUGGAGUUCGGUAUCGUAGAAAGCUCGGGGGAGAAAGGAUUGCUGCCAAUCCGGAAUGUGCUGCAGCUCGCCCUGCAGGUGUGCGAACACAAGGACCAAAACGUGCGCCUGAUGUCGCUGCAGAUUGUGGCGGACACGCUGCAGGUGGCUCGCUCCACUGCGAUGCCCUUUAUUGACGCUUUAGCUCGCUCCUCUCGACAGAAACUCAUCUCGAAACUCGUUGAGAGGGGCGUCAUGGAGUCCGAUAUGCUCAUGGACGAGGUGGACGACUUCGACAUCCCAACAGAAACCGCUCGACCUGGAACGUCUGGAGGCAUUCGACCGCCUACCGCCUCUGGAUCCUCAACGAAGCACCGACCAGCACUCGCCAACCCGUCGCUGUCAGCCAACGCGCCUUCCUCUAGCAGCCAAUCGAGCAGUGCGUCCCAGUCCCAACCAGUCCAGCUCCCGUACGGCACGGCGCUUACGACCGAGCAGAAGGAGCUUUUCGCCAACAUUAUCCAAGGCUUCGGCGAGGAAUUGGUGCGCUGUUUACUGGAUAAAGCGUGGGCUCAGCGGGAGGCUGCGGUCCGUGAAGUGGAGCGACAGGUUGUGUGUUGUGUCAGUGGGAGAGUUGCAACCGACACGGCAUUGCCUAAAACUCUGGAAGCUCUUGGCAUGCUCGCUCAAGUGCUUGAAAUCGGACUGAACGACACCGUGGCGCGAGUUUUCCAGUGUGCGCUGCGGCUUUUUCAGGUUAUCGCGACGGAUUUCUUGCCGUUAGUGGCGUCGGAGCACCAGUACGUGGACGAAAUAUUGGAAAAUGUUGUCGGCCUCGUGCUGCAGAAGCUGGGGGACACGAAGCAGCGGCUGCGUCAAGACUGCUACACGUUGUUGCACUCGAUGGCGUCCUUGGGUCACAUGGGCCACGCGCGGAUGUGCAAGAUGCUGGCGGAAAAGUACCAGCAGCUCUCGUCGUCGUCUAACGCAGUGGCAGCUUCGCCGCUGGUAAUUGGAGAGCUACUGCGUUUAUUCACUACGUUAGUGAGAGAAGCCCCCGCAGGCGACAACCACAAGCAGCCAGACUUAACCCUCAUUCUGGGCAUUGUCCGGCCGGCACUGGAAAACAAGCACGUGGACGUCCGUAACGCCGCCAUCACCACGUACACGACCAUCUACGAAGCUACCAAUGGCGGGACGAGUGAUUCUUACGGGGUUGUGGACCCCAACAGCUUUUUAGCGGACUUGAAGCCUUCAAUGAGGGAAACGAUCACUCGCAGCGUGGUGCAGAUCACCAAGGCGCUACCUACGAGCUCACUCGCCAGAGAGAACGACGAUAGCAGUCGACCGGAGAUUGAUAGCGGCCGGAAGCUGCAGCGACCGCUUGGUGUGGACGCUCAUAAACUUGGACAGAUCUGCUCAGCUGAGAUCACGGAGCUGCUUACGUCUCCUUCGGGGACCGCAGCUCAACGGUGUCUUGGAGUGGACAAACUCGUGGACUACCUCACAUCUUCUACGCCAGACCCGAAGUUUAAAGGCGCGUGGGAGACGUGUUGUCUGCUGGUGAAGCAGUUGAUGCUGGAGACGACGCCAACGGUUUGUCUGGCUGCGUUUGAGCUCCUUCAGCUACUUAUCGACCCCCCAGCGCAGAAUUACGGACGCGACGGACAGGAUUACGCCAUUCCGUGGGGCGAAUGGGGCGUGCAUCUCGUGCUUGGAUCCACAAUUCGGAGCGUCGUGCAGCUCAGCGCCAGUGAAAGUGUCCGCGUACGUUCAAAAGUGAGCGAUAUCCUCCGGUUAGUGGCAGGGAAGAGUGCGGUAGGCAAGAACGCCGUAUGCAACGCCAUCCUUAGUGCGCCGGAGCAGAGCGACAUGAGCGGAAGCGCCGGGGAAUCCAUCUCUGCUCGGAAAAUCGCCUUUACCAAGCUGCGAUGGCAGCUUUCACUGAGAUUGGAGCUGCUCUACGAGUUUCUAGUGGUGACGGACAGCAGCAACGGUGGGGCGCCCUCCCCACCGGCAAUGGGGAGGCGGAAAUCCACCAGUAGAACGGCAAAGUCGUCCUCUACGUCAUCAGAGCCACUAGGUUUGGUCAACGUCGUGCCAUUCCUCGGUUCAUGCGUGACACAUCCGAGCCCUCUCAUCCGCACUGCGUCGGCCAAGUUCAUGCGCUUCCUGCGUUCUACCAGCGAGGAAGAACUCACGACUUUUUUGCAGUCGAGUUGCUCUCCAGCUCUGCAGAGGCGACUGCAGACGCUCAUGGCGCAUGCUGCCAGGGAUGAAGACGAGGAAGGGAAUAAUGCCGACCACUUCGAUGCGGACAGAACCACGUGUGUGCGUGGAAGUAGAGCGUCACACGUACGACGAGUUGCUGCUCUACGUCCUCCCCGGUCGGUGCCUGUGGAGGAGAAGCAGAUGAUGGUGGACGUGUUCCCCCCACCGAAUUCCGCUCCGGGUAAGAGUCGACGAAGUGGGGGCGAUGCAGACGAUGAGGAUGACUCGAUGAACGAUGGACGCAGCCAGAAGCAGCCCAUUUGGCUCGACCAGCAGCUCGGAUCAAGCAGGAAAGCGCCGUCAGCUAGCGACAUGUUCGGAGCGCUAUCCUUCGAUGACGGUGAGCCUGAAGGCCCCAUUAUGGUCGGCGGCGGUGCGGCUGGACUCAUGAAAGCUCGUCGAAAGAGCACGCAUCGAGGGACCAGCAGCAACAACGACGAGAUAAAUGAACGGACUCGCUACGGAGUCUACUAA